Messenger RNA from Fusarium pseudograminearum CS3096, 1035 nucleotides. RefSeq lists its product as uncharacterized. The record is from RefSeq and is a predicted model, not a curated record. The coding region runs from base 1 to 1035 and encodes 344 amino acids. Gene Ontology annotation, cellular component: mitochondrion. The transcript has a single exon. Lineage: Eukaryota; Fungi; Ascomycota; Sordariomycetes; Hypocreales; Nectriaceae. Gene Ontology annotation, molecular function: amidinotransferase activity.
AUGACUAUCUCAUCAAAGCCCCUUGUCCAAGCCGACGAUGAGUGGUCCCCUCUCAAGUCCGUCAUCGUUGGCCGAGCAGGCGUGUCCUGCUUCCCCAGCGGCCCAGCCGAGAUGAUGAAAUCUACCAUGCCCGCAGAACAUCUGAGCUCCUUCAAACCAAAGACACUCUUUCCCCCAGAUCUCAUCGAAAAGGCAGAAGCCGAACUCGACCAAUUUGCCACUAUCCUCAAAAAUGAGGGCAUCAAGGUUUAUCGACCCUUGGACAUCAACUGGCAAAAGAUCAGUGGAUAUACCGGUGCCAUGCCACGAGAUGGUCUCAUCAGCGUUGGAAAUACCCUGAUCGAGGCAUGCUUUGCUUGGUCAUGUCGCUCCCAAGAGAUUGACAUUGCAUUCACGCCUAUUCUUGAACAGCUUAGUCUCGACCCUCGAGCGAAUAUUGUUCGACGUCCAGACAGCAGCUUUGCUGAUACUCUGAUGAAUGAUAAUGAAGCUGGCAACAAGUGGGUUAUCAACAACUCCCGUCCCGCCUUUGAUGCCGCCGACUUUAUGCGGUUUGGCAAAACCAUCAUUGGACAGUACAGCCAUGUCACCAACCAAGCUGGCGUUGACUAUCUUGCUGAGCAUAUCCCAGAAAGAUAUCAGAUCGAGAUGAUCGAAGUCAAUGACCCAAACGCGAUGCAUAUCGAUGCAACAAUCCUACCUCUUCGCGAUGGACUUGUUGUCUACAACCCAAACAAGGUUACUGAAGCUGGCUUGAGAAAGCAUGCCGUCUUGAAGGACUGGGACCUUGUUCCUUAUCCGUUUGCUCCCAAGGACCGAACGGAUCCUCCUUUGUAUAUGACUAGUCCAUGGCUUUGCCUCAAUGCUCUGGUUUUGGAUGGGAAGAAGGUGGUGGUUGAGGCUAGUGACUUGGUGACGAUGGAGUGGUUUGAGUCGCUUGGUAUGGAAUGUAUUCCUUGUCCUUUCCAGCAUGUGAACAGUAUUGGAGGUUCUUUCCAUUGCGCUACGGUAGAUCUGGUACGAGAAACGUAUUAG